Molecule: messenger RNA, 5421 nt
Organism: Hypanus sabinus (Atlantic stingray)
Lineage: Eukaryota; Metazoa; Chordata; Chondrichthyes; Myliobatiformes; Dasyatidae
Gene: ints4
Product: integrator complex subunit 4
Exons: 22
Coding region: 740-3355 (871 amino acids)
Biological process (GO): snRNA processing
Cellular component (GO): integrator complex
Source: RefSeq, a predicted model, not a curated record
CAUCAUUAAGGAUUCAGGACAGGUCCUCCCACCAGGCAGGGGGCACAGACUCACACUCAGUGUUUCAGGAACAGCUUCAUUAAGGAUCCAGGACAGGUCCUCCCACCAGGGAGGGGGCACAGACUCACACUCAGUGUUUCAGGAACAGCUUCAUUAAGGAUCCAGGACAGGUCCUCCCACCAGGGAGGGGGCACAGGCUCACACUCAGUGUUUCAGGAACAGCUUCAUUAAGGAUCCAGGACAGGUCCUCCCACCAGGGAGGGGGCACAGACUCACACUCAGUGUUUCAGGAACAGCUUCAUUAAGGAUCCAGGACAGGUCCUCCCACCAGGGAGGGGGCACAGACUCACACUCAGUGUGUCAGGAACAGCUUCAUUAAGGAUCCAGGACAGGUCCUCCCACCAGGGAGGGGGCACAGACUCACACUCAGUGUGUCAGGAACAGCUUCAUUAAGGAUCCAGGACAGGUCCUCCCACCAGGGAGGGGGCACAGACUCACACUCAGUGUGUCAGGAACAGCUUCUUCCCCUCCCCCCUCUGAUUUCUGAAUGGACAUUGAUCACGAGCUGACUAUUCCUCUUUCGCACUAGUUGUCACGGUAAGAGAUAUUUUCAUGCACCGCUGCCGCACAAAAGAAAACGACGACCGACCGCCGCCAGGACAACAAACCUCACCCCGCUGGACCGAACGGCCGGGUGUGACGUCACAGCGACGGAAGCCGGCGAGGUUUCGCCGCGACUAUGGCGGCGCACUUGAAGAAGCGGGUGUACGAGGAGUUCACUAAAGUGGUGCAGCAACAGCCCCAUGAAGAGGUUCCAGCCAAGAAGCUCCGACUGGCGAAGCCCAGUAAAUCUGCAGCCCUCCACAUUGACCUGUGCAAAUCCACGAGCCCCACUGAAGCGUUGCAGUACCUUCUACAGUUUGCAAAGAAGCCCGUGGAGGCUGAGAGCGUGGAGGGAGUGGUGCGGAUCCUCCUUGACCACUACUAUAAGGAGAAUGAGAGUUCGGUCCGAUUGAAGAUUGCGUCCUUAAUUGGGUUACUGUCAAAAACACCAGGCUUCCUUUCUGACUGCAUAGUGGAAGAUGUUAUCAUCGCCCUUAACAAUGAAAAAUCUCACCACGUCCUCGCCCAGUUAUUGGACACCACCUUGGUGAUCGGCACUCAGCUGCAAGACAACUUGCCUCUCAGUUUCCGUUUAGUUGAGAUUGGUUGUAAGCACCUGGCAGACACGUCCCACGUGGUACGGAACAAAUGCUUGCAGCUGAUUGGUUGCCUGGGGCCCCUCGAGAGACAGGGGGUAAAGGAAAUGGAGAACGUGGCUGCCAGAGAUGUGCAGAAGAUCAUCAGUGAAUCAUUCACCGACCAGGAUCCCCGAGUCCGAACAGCAGCGAUGAAAGCCACGUUACAACUCCACGAACGGGGAAUGAAGCUGCAGCAGACCAUCUACUCUCAGGCUUGCAAGGCACUAACGGAUGACUAUGAGCAGGUCCGUUCUGUGGCCGUGCAGCUCGUGUGGGUAAUCAGUCAACUUUACGCCGACAGUAUCGUCCCCAUUCCCUCAUCUAAUGAAGAGAUCCGUUUGGUCGAUGAUGCUUUUGGGAAGAUAUGCCACAUGGUGAACGAUGGAUCCUGGCUCGUGAGAAUCCAGGCAGCCAAACUGCUGGGUUCCAUGCACCAGGUCAGUGUGCAAUUUUUGGAGCAAACCCUCGAUAAGAAACUGAUGUCCGAUCUGAAGAGAAAGCGCAGCGCCCAUGAGCGGGCGAAGGAAUUGUACACGUCCGGCGAGUUUUCCAGUGGACGGAAGUGGGGCGACGACGCUCCGAAAGAAGCGGUGGACACCUACACAGUCAACCUGAUAAACUCAGGGGCCUGCGGAGCAUUCGUUCAUGGGCUGGAGGAUGAAAUGUACGAGGUGCGCAACGCAGCGGUGGAGUCCCUCUGCAUGUUGGCUCAGGCCUCUGCAUCCUUUGCGGAAAAAUGCCUUGAUUUCUUGGUGGACAUGUUCAAUGACGAAAUCGAGGAGGUGAGGCUGGGUUCGAUUCACGCUCUGCGGAAGAUUUCUGUCCAUAUCCGCCUGCGCGAGGACCAACUGGAUACAGUGUUGGCUGUGCUGGAGGACUCUUCCCGUGACAUCCGGGAAGCUUUACACGAGUUGCUGUGCUACACAAACGUGUCCACAAAGGACGGUAUUCACCUGGCUCUGGUGGAACUACUGAAAAACCUGGCUAAGUAUCCAACCGAUCGGAAUUCAAUCUGGAAAUGCCUCAAGUACCUGGGCAGCAGGCACCCCACCCUGGUUUUGCCUCUCGUUCCUGAACUGCUGAGUACACACCCAUACUUCGACACCCCAGAACCCGACAUGGACGACCCGGCUUACAUUGCAGUGCUUGUUUUGGUGUUCAAUGCAGCCAAGACCUGCCCGACCAUGUCUGCUCUCUUCUCAGACCACACGUUCCGUCACUAUGCCUACCUACGUGACAGCCUGUCUGAUUUGGUGCCUCCACUCCAGUUGCCAGGCAGGAAGAUGGUAUCGGUCUCAGAUUCCUCCAACCACGCUCUGAACGAGGACUCGUCCCGCCAGUUUGUGCAGCAGAGCCUUGACCGGGCUCAGACCCUCCAACAUCUGGAUACCCAGGGAGCUCAGGACCUUCUGAAACUAACAAUUCGUGACCUGCAGCGACUGGGAGAGCUACAGCCAGAGUUGUCGGGGAUCGCUGAGUUUUCAGCCACAUACUUGCAAUGCCAGCUCCUGCUCAUGAAGUCUCUUCAGGAGAAGGUGUGGAAUGUGGCUGCUCCACUCUACCUCAAACAGAACGUCGUGGCAGCUUCUGCAGCCAAACAGAUUCUGGAGCACACCUACAAGCUGGAGUUUCUGUACAGUGGCCUGGAGAGCCGGCACGUCGCCCUCAUUCACCACAUGCGGCUUCAGGCCAAAGCGCUGCAGCUCAUACUGACGGCUCGCACCAGCCGAGGGAUGGACACUCUGAUAAACAUGUGUGAGAAGUUCCUGCAAGAGCUCGAGAUGUUCCCCAGGUAUUUUGCGGCGGAGCUGCAGCACCUGCAGGACAGCUUUGUGGAGAAGCUGCUGGACGUUCUGCCCAGGCUGAUGGCCUGCAAGCCCAUGGAGGUGGUGAAGAUCCUGCAGACCACUCUUCGGCACAGCAAUUUCAUGCUGCUGAAGCUCCCAGAGCAGCUGCACAAAGCCUCAGCAACCAUCAUUGAGCCCACCGGAGAGUCAGACAACCCCCUACGGUUCACAUCCGGCCUGGUGCUUGCCGUAGAUGUGGAUGCCACGUUGGAACACGUACAGGAUCCCCAGUCCACCAUUAAAGUGCAGAUACCACUCCACGUUUAGCACAUCUAAUCGCUGGUACAGACCUUUCAGCUUCCUGUUGUUUAAGCGUUAGUGCCGAAAGAUGGCUCGGUCUGCUGUCUUCUGCAGAAUUCUUCUGUUUGGUUAUGAGGAUCAUGUAUUCUGCCCUGCUUCUUAAUAAAUCAUUUAAUUCUGCUUGUUUUGUUUUGAGCUCGUUUUCUUUUGUUAUGGUGUAUCUCCUUUUGAGAUCAUUCUCCAAAACCUUACAUUGUUCUUCUCGGGUGCAAAUCUUUUGAAGCCGGCUUUUAUGUAGAUAGGCUCUGAACCAUAUGGCAUUAUUUCAUCAGAAACCCUUGAUGGAGGCCCUAAUCACUGUCACAUCUGAGACACUAUUUUUAUGUAAAUUUAUAAAUUCUGUCAGUUUUGUUCUCCGCUGUGAUAGAAAUUAGUAGUUUUUUAGAAGAGUGGAGUUAAACCUCCACCUAGUAGCCUUAUUUUUAAUUUUGCCAUAAUUAAAAGUAGAUAUGACUGGGUUGUGAUCUAUUGAGUGUACCAAAGGCAGCAGACCGGAGGAUACAAGAAUGUGAUCUAUCCGAGAGAAAGUUUUAUGUCUUGUGGAGAAGAAGGUAUAGUCUUUAGCAGAUGGAUUAUGCACCAGACAUUUCAAUUGCUACAUUAAUAUUAUGUCUCAUUAAUAACAUAACUCAUUUGGUAUGAGUACCAUCAGCUGAUUUAUAAAAGCGGUUUUGAACCCUGGGAAUGUCAUUAGGUUUAAAAUGUGUUUCCUGUAACAGCGCGAUAUCUAUUUUCUUUCUGCGUAAGAAAUCUAAAACCUUUGAGCGCUUGUAGAGAGAGUUUAGUCCUCUAACAUUAAGUGAGACAAUAGUAAGAUUUUCUAAUUCAUCUCUGUUGCUCAUCUUCCCCUGGAUCUGUUGUUGUAAGUUGCUGUUGGAGCGCCGAGUUACCCCCUUCCCACCCCCUCUCCCAUCACCCCUCCCUCACAUUCAGCCUUUUACUUUGUAACAUCUGUGAGUGUCACUUAGCAAUGUCCGACACCGAACACUGACAUUAACCAAACCCCUCUAACAACAACAAAUUAGAAAGGCAAAGCAGUUCUCAUAGACAAUCAUAUCAAAGAGCCAAGAAAAAAAACCUGGACAAAACCGUUAGCCUAUAUAAUUAAAACCACUUCCUUCUCAAAUAUACUAUAACACAUUAUCAAGACCCCAACAACUCUCUAGCGAGAAACUGUCGCUUUAACAGAUGGCUCCAGUGCUAUCUUAUCUGGUGCCCAGGAACGUAAACAAGUCUACUGGAGACAUAACAUUCUAAAGUUAUUCCAAACAAACUGCUGUUUAUCAGCUUCAUUCUUGAUGAAGUAUGGCAAUUGGGGAUAUUGAAUAUCACCUUAAAACUCUGACCUACAAAACUGAGAAACAAAUUGGCCCCUUAAUUAACUAAAUACAAAAGUGCAACAAGUGACUUUCCAGUAAAAGAUUAACCAGAGAACUUCACAUCUAUAAUGUUAACUUGCCCGUGCCUGUUAGAUUGCACGUACAGGCAGUUCCAUCUCCUCCUGAGGGGCAGGUGGACUUUGCCUGCGGUCUUCUUCUAUAUCUCCCAGCAUCGAUGAUUUCAGAGCUUCUUUCGCUUCCUCUGCCAAGCUAAACAACAUCUUCGUGCCCUUGAUAUUCACUUUCAAAAUCGUCGGGUAUAAGAGAAAUGAGUCUGUCGAAGCUUAGCGCGGAUCUCCUUGUAUCCCUGCCGUUCCUGCAUCGUGCCGGGGCUGUACUCGGCGAAGAACUGCAGCUGGGUGCCAUCAGGGAGAGUAGGUUUGGCUUUCCUCGCGCCCUCCAGGAUAGCCUGCUGGUCGGUGUACCGUAGAAGCCUAAAGAUCAUGGUCUGCGGUCUUGAGGUGUUUUUGGAAAAGAUCCUGUGUGCUCUAUCAAUCUCCAAAGGAGUGCUGUGGGAAUUCUUGAGCGCUGGAAUCCAAUUAGGGAGCAUCUUCUCGAGGUAACCUCUCGGAUCGUCGCCUCAGCACCUGUUGGUAGGUUGACCAGCCGCACAUUGUUUCUCCUGGAUCUGUCCUCCAAGUCGUUUAGCUUCUU